AUGAGCAUACUUUACAAAUUCAGGAAAUUUAUAAGAUAAUUUGACUGCACUGGAGCCCCCAUUGCAUUGAACUAUAAUAAUUCCAAUACAUUCAAGACUACACUUGGCGGUUCAAUAUCACAAAUUUAUGAGAGAGAAAAACUAGUAACCUACAAGCAAGUGCAUAAGACUGCCAAUAGAGACGACCAGACAAGUCAUCUGACAAUUGACAACUUUGAUUUUGCUCUAGGAAUUAUUUUCUUCGAUGGACAGAGUCAUUUGUGGGAGAAUUAAGAGGAUAUGACUUCUCUUGGAAUCAACUAAAAUGGAUGGUUUUGUCUUAGUAACAUUGACUUUGUUUUGAAAGGAUAGUUUUCAAGUACUGUUCGAUCAAAUAUAAGAUUCCGUAUCAGACCCUGUGAAAAUAAAACCAAUGUAGAUCUUAAUAAUCUCCCCCCAAGUGAAAUUUGUAUGAGUCCCCAACAAAUAUCUGACCUUCAACAAAUUUCGACCUUUAACUUUGCUUAUCUUCAAUCUUAUUUUGACCAGGAUGAGUUCAAUGGGUCACCAGUCAAACAUGAAAUAAAUAUGGCAUACUUAAACAUGAAAAAUGAUCAAUCUUACGGACUACUUCUUGAAACCACAAAGAAUCAUGUUACCACUUAUGAUAAUUGGCUUUCGAAUUAUUUGACCUCUAGUAGCUAUGAAUUUUAUUCAUUGAAACCUGGUAUGAGUCUUGUUGGAGUUGUGAAACCAAACAUUAAUGAUUAGUUGACUGUCUAUCUUACACAUAGUGAUCAAGAGAUCUUUAUUGAAAGGAAAAUGAUUACUAUCUUAGAUAUUUUUUCAGUAUCUGGUGGAUUUGCCAACACUGUUCUUUUGUUGAGUAGAAUCUGUGCAUUAUUUUACUCUGUUUAAUUAUUCAAAUAAAUGCUAAUAUCAAGGUUAUGCUGGAUCCGUCAAUAAUCUCAGAUAGAUAUUUUCCAUGAUGAUUUAGAAUAUGAUUACAGAGAGCUAAUUAAAAAUGAAAAGUAAAAAAGUAGUGGAUAAUUAAAUAUUAAAGAUAAAAACAGUCCCUCUUUAGGAGAUUAGAACAGUCUUGAUGAAAUAUGA
This is a messenger RNA of Stylonychia lemnae, 1092 nucleotides long. NCBI's taxonomy places the organism in Eukaryota, Ciliophora, Spirotrichea, Sporadotrichida, Oxytrichidae. The record is from the annotation of a GenBank genome assembly.